Messenger RNA from Giardia duodenalis, 1644 nucleotides. RefSeq names its product Chaperonin 60. The transcript has a single exon. Bases 1 to 1644 code for a protein of 547 amino acids. The record is from RefSeq and is a predicted model, not a curated record. Lineage: Eukaryota; Fornicata; Diplomonadida; Hexamitidae. Gene Ontology annotation, molecular function: ATP binding; ATP-dependent protein folding chaperone. Gene Ontology annotation, biological process: protein refolding.
AUGCUCCAGCAUUAUACCUCCGUCAUUAGUGGAGAGGAUGCGCGGUCGGGACUUCUCCGAGGGAUUAAGACCAUUGCAGAUGUUGUGGCUACCACACUCGGCCCCCGAGGACGCGCAGUUAUUCUGGCAGAUGGAAGUGCAUCUGGCACCACGAAGGUGACGAAGGAUGGGGUCUCAGUUGCACGAGCAAUUAAUUUAUCUGGACUGGAAGGCGUGGGUGCCGACCUCAUUAAAGAUGCGUCUCUUCGUACAAAUACCAUGGCAGGGGAUGGAACCACAACUUCUCUUAUUCUCUCCGGCAAACUAGUCAAUGAGAUGAACAAGUAUGCAUUAAGUGGGUUAGGGAAUCUCCAGUUACUCCAGGCUCUCAAUUCAGCUGGUGUAGAUUGCCUCCAAUCUCUAAGAAAGCAAUCCAGAGCCAUUGAGAGCAAUAAGAUGCUUUAUAGCGUGGCCACAAUUGCAGCCAACAACGACCCCAAAAUUGGUAAGGUUGUUUCUGACGCAUUUGCGGCUGUUGGCCGAGAAGGAACAAUAACUGUCGAGGAUGGAUAUACAGACAUUGACACGCUUAACGUUACCGACGGAUGCUCCAUUCCAAGUGGGUUUUUGUCUCCUUAUUUCGCUCUGGGAGGCUCCCGUUACCUUGAGCUCACCAACCCGUUGGUGGUCAUUACCGACACAGUUCUGUCCUCAGCAGCUCCUCUUGUUUCUAUUCUGGAACGUUGCGUGAAAGAGAAAAGACCACUUCUUAUUAUAGCAUCGGAUGUGACAGGGGACGCAUUAAGUACACUCGCAAUCAAUACACUCAAAGGUACUGUGCGUUGCUGUGCCGUCCGCGCUCCAGGCUACGGAGACGUUAAGAAGGGCGUACUGGAGGAUCUUGCAGCAGUAGUGGGGAUACCGACGUAUAUCUCAGAUGAGCUCCACACUGCCAGUGCUCCGGGAAGCGCGGUUCUUUCUAAUAUUGGAUCCUGUCACAAAGCAAUCAUAACACCAGCAAAUACAGUUUUACACUUCAAUGACGACAAGAACUGCAACUCACUUAUCCGUGGACGUGUCGCGGGUCUGCGUUCUCUUUUAGAAUCGAAUAACCUCACCAACUAUCAACGGAGUAAGUUAAAUGAACGUAUAGGCAGACUAUUGGGUAAGGUGUGUACUAUCCGCAUAGGCGCGAAAACAGAGCUUGAGGCAGAGGAAAAGAAAGAUAGAUAUAUAGAUUCUCUCUCUGCAGCCCGGGCUGCUCUUGAGGGAGGACUUUUGCCGGGUGGUGGAGUAGCUUUUCUGCGUGCAGCACAGGUAAUGGAGCGAAAGCUUGCCGAAGGAAAGGUAGCAGACCCGGUGACUAUCGCAGCACACAAAGCCCUCAUCGCUGCCCUUCAUGAACCUGCCCGGAUCAUCGCUGAAAGUGCAGGAGCAAGUGGCCACGUUGUGGCUGAAGCCAUAAAGAACUCUCCGGACAACUUCUAUGGCUUUGAUGCCCUGAAUGGGCAAUUUGUUAACAUGGAGAAAGCAGGCAUACUGGAUGCAACCAAAGUAGUUACAACUGCACUUGAUUCUGCACUGGGAGUUUCGUCUGUUCUUUUGAACACAGACGCAGUUGUUCAACCAAUUCCCACCGACACCAAUCUGUUUAAAAAUAAAUAG